AUGCGUCCUAAUCGCCCACGCGUUCUACGUUUAGCUUUCGCGCCAAACUGUCCUCAACCGCGCGCUAGUUAUAACCUAAACCUGCCAAUCCUCGUUAUGGAAUUGGAAAACAACGAUAAUAUGCUACCACCUGACAGGAUUGCAGAAUGCAGAAGUUAUGAUUGCAGUAAUGCGUUCUCGUUAGAGCACAAUGCACCAGGCAGCAGUGGUGAAGUCAGUCACCCCGUCCUAACGGGGCUCGCCCUUACUCGCUUGCAACUCGCGAACUGCACUGCCGUCAUCGCGUCGCAAUUGUCGUGCAAACGCUUACUAAUGCUUUUCCAACUGUAUUCUGAACGCGAACAUGGACUUAGCAAAAAACCCCUCAGAACCAAACUCAAGAACAAAAUAGAAAUUGACCCAAAGUUAUUUCUACGAAACGGGCACAUUACGAUAAUGAGGUCCGAACACAGGCACCCCGCUGUCGUAUAG
Molecule: messenger RNA, 471 nt
Organism: Pieris macdunnoughi
Lineage: Eukaryota; Metazoa; Arthropoda; Insecta; Lepidoptera; Pieridae
Source: the annotation of a GenBank genome assembly